Tupaia belangeri chinensis (Chinese tree shrew) is the source of this 2854-nucleotide messenger RNA. Its product is annotated as protein FAM156A/FAM156B-like. The record is from RefSeq and is a predicted model, not a curated record. The transcript is spliced from 5 exons. Lineage: Eukaryota; Metazoa; Chordata; Mammalia; Scandentia; Tupaiidae. The coding region runs from base 1451 to 2092 and encodes 213 amino acids.
UCAAAAUAAAUAAAAUGCACACAGUUAAAUAAAAUAGUUCUUUUUUUAAAAAAGUGUCUUAAAAAUAUAUAUGGGAAUAAUUUUCGUAGGGAAGCACCGCUUUUAUGGUUUUCAAUUGAGUAUUGGUUACAUUCAAAUCGUAUGUGAGAUCGUGGGAGAUAGCUAAGUCAAAACUAAGGACAGUGAUCCAUUUUCUUUACCUAACACGAUUGAAAUAUAAACUCAAGACAGAUCUUCAGAUCGAGGCCUAGCAAUCGUGCCUGGCAAGAAAAAUUUACAUUCAUAAAGGGCUUGCUGUGCUAAGAGGAAAUCUAUAUGCUAUUUAGCACAUUAUGAGAAUUUAAAGGUAAGGAGAGCCCUGGUAAGUAUAAGUUGGUAAAUGCAAAUUAGAACUACUGACGAGGUAGUUACGAGGUAGAGAUGGGUGUGAUGAACAGUGCAGAGAAAUCAUAUUUUCACAGACCUAAGUGGGAAAUGGUCACCACCACUACCUAGCUUUGUGGCCUUCAGUGAGUUGCGUAACCUGUCUGAUCCUCAGUUGCCUCAACUGCAAGAGGAGAUUUUUAAAUUAUACGAGAGUACUUCAAAAUGUUUGUGAAAAACAGUAUUAAAAUAUGAGGUUAUUUUGGUACAGAAACAUUUUUGAACUCCAUGCACAGAUUUUUCAUAGUAUGCGUUCUCCGUCAACUUUUUGAAGACCCCUGCUGUAUCAAACCAACCCCUGGGAGACUACGUUCCUGACCACCUCAGCUAUGGUGCUCUCUCCUGUGUUCCGAGCCUGCCAUAGCUCUCACCACUUGUUUUUUCCCUGCCUCUCAGACUGUGAGCCCCUUGAGGACUGUCACCCCACAGGAGACAGCCCCACGUGUGCAAAGUUUACCAAAGUGCAGAUCCUGGAGCCUGACGCUGAGCAGGUGCUGAGACAUGUUGCUCGUAUCAGGGGCGUGACCCCUGCCACCUACUCAACCCAGCUUAGCCAGCGGUAGCCUAUCAGUGUGUUUAUUGGAAAUAAAAUAUUGUGAGAGUGUAGGCAUCGCUCGGGCCGAAUGAAGCCUGCAGAACCGGUGAUGGGAUCCCAGUGACCAGGGACCUCCUGUGAGUGGAGUCUUCUCCCUCUCUUUGGAAGCUGCAUGAGAUGAAGCAUGAAACUCGGGGCCAUGGUGUUUUACUUACAGAUUUGAUGCAAGAGCCUUAUUCCUCCGGGCAAGUGACAGAAAUGUGAUGAGGAGGGCUGAUGCAGGAAGGAGAGGCAGCUGCUCUGUACCAUCUGCUCCCUUCUUGCCAAAUAAAGAAUCUGAUGACCUGAUUACACAUGCACAGCGUGGACUUCAAAGUCCGGCUUCUUCUGGCCACACGUGUUCCUCGCUACCUUCCUGCUCUCUGAGAACCUCCAGCUUUACCUUCCUAUCUGGACCCAAAGGCUGGACAGUCCAGCUCAGACUAGACCUCCAUGGAUCCACUCCAGAAAUGGAAACCAGCGUCGAGUUCAGAGGCUCUGCAGAUGAUCACUGCCCAGAUGGCCCAGGAAGGCACAGCCACCCCUCAGCCCUCCUGCUCAGAACAGCUAACAAAGGGCCUUAGUAACCCGAGUCCCGGUCCUGGCACUGACCUUCCUGGGCCUCUACCAGAGGGGCUGCUCCAGCAGCGGUACAGAGAGGAGAAGACCCUGCACGAGAGGCAGUGGGGGAGGCUGGGGUUUCCUCAGAGACAGAAAACAUUUCUGGGGCACAUGAGACGGAGACACCGUGAUCACAUGGCACCUUACCCGGUAGAAAAGGAAGCCAGAAUCCCUCCCUCAGGAGUUAGAGAUCAGAAUCGGUUCUGCUGUGAGUGUCGAUACUGCCAGAGCCAGCGGCCACCUAUCUCUGGGAUCUCGGGGGAGAGGAACGGGGCCCCACAUGCUUCCUCCUGGGAGACACUAGUGCAGGGCCUCAGCGGAUUGACCCUGAGCCUGGGUACCAACCGGCCCAGUCUCCGGCCAGAAGGGGCACUCCCACAGCAGGAGAGCGAGGAGAGGUGCCAGCUAGAGAGGCGGCAGGAGAGCAAAAGAAUGUUCCAGAGGCUGCUCAAACAGUGGUUAAAAGACAACUGAGAUGCCCGUCCUCCUACAUUGGAGAUCUGAGGGGAUUCAGACCUAGAUGCUGUGUUGCCAGCUCCUGGGUAUGAGUGCCUUUGGAGACCAAAGAGUAAGCCAUAGUGGGAGGCCUACCAAGACCCAUGAGGGGACUGGAAAUCCUGCCAGCGUGAGUUAUGCUCCAGGUCCACAAGGUCCCUGUCCUCGAUGGACGCUGUGAGACCCUCUGGAGCAAGACCAGUGGUCUUCCCCUUAUCUCGUUGGACUCCCGCAAUGGACGUCGUCACGUUGUUCCCACCCCGGAUCGCGGUCUUUCCUCCCUGCUUCGUUGUCAGUGAGAUACACAAUGUCUAUGUAGCAUGAAUGCCUUGUCUGCAUCCCCGUGCUCUUGUGCCAUCGAAUCGGCUGUCCCUGAGCAGCAGCCCUGGGUCUGUUAGACAUGUGCACUGUGCCUCACUGAGAUCCAGCUUCAAGAGUCUGAAGCUGAACCAAACAUGGGGAAGGGGUGUGGAAUGGGAACUUGCUGGUUGCCAUAUACCGUUUGUGUAAACUAUUAUGAAUAUGCAAAGCUAACUGUAAGUAAAUGCUGCCCUGCUCCAUAACAACCGAGUAGUGUUCCUCCUCUCGGGAAUUGCUGCAGUGAGGAGUGCCUCAUCGUCAAUACCAAAUAAAUACACAGCUGAAAGGAACGUAACUUUAGAAUUCAGGUUCAUUUAUCAAGAGUGGUGUGUUUCUGGUCAGAUCUCAGGUCUCUUUCCUUUAAGUCCCCCAGCAGCGGGU